Molecule: messenger RNA, 2236 nt
Organism: Pygoscelis adeliae (Adelie penguin)
Lineage: Eukaryota; Metazoa; Chordata; Aves; Sphenisciformes; Spheniscidae
Product: chromosome unknown open reading frame, human C19orf47
Exons: 9
Coding region: 1-1110 (369 amino acids)
Cellular component (GO): nucleus
Source: RefSeq, a predicted model, not a curated record
AUGCCGUCAAUCGCGCGACGACAGCUGCAAAUGCCCGGAAUGAGCCUCUGGGCCGGCGCCUGCCAAAACCCAGCGACAUCGGAAUGGAUUCAGUUUUUCAAGGAAGCUGGGAUCCCCCCAGGCCCUGCCGUCAACUACGCCGUCAUGUUUGUGGAUAACAGGAUCCAGAAGAACAUGUUGAUGGAUCUGAACAAGGAGAUCAUGAAUGAGCUGGGCAUCACAGUGGUGGGAGAUAUCAUCGCCAUCCUCAAACACGCAAAAAUCGUGUACAGGCAGGAGAUGUGCAAGGCGGCCACCGAAUCGCUCUGCCCCGGCUCCCCCAGUGUUCAAGCUGAGCUGCGCCGCAACGCCAACAGUGCCGCGAGCCGGAUGAUCGCCAACAGUUUGAGCAGAGACUCACCUCCUGCCACCCCACUCCGGCAACGGCCCCACGCCUCCAAAAUCUCUGUCACCGUCUCCAACAAACUGGCCACCGCGAAGGCAGGUUUAUGCGACGAGGCAGACGAAAAUCCAACGAUUCCGGUAAAACGCCGCCGGGUGACAGCGGAAAUGGAAGGGAAAUAUAUCAUCAACAUGCCCAAGGGCACCACGCCGAGGACAAAGAAAAUCCUGGAGCAGCAAGCAGCCAAAGGUCUGCAGAGGACAUCUGUCUUCGACCGGCUGGGAGCUGAGGCAAAAGCGGACACGACCACAGGAGGGAAGCCCACAGGGGUCUUCAGCAGACUGGGUAACGCCUUGGGGACCGAUGGGGACAAAGCCACGGAGAGCGAUGACGACUGCUCUGUCCUCCAGUACGCCGGCGUCCUAAAAAAACUCGCCAAACCUCCCCGAAAGGAAAGCGCCGAGCCAGGGGGGGCCGUCAAGGCGAACGGAAACCCCCACCCGGCGCCAUCCAAAAUCGGCGUCAUCAGUAUCGCCGCGGUGCCGGUCGAAGCCCAGGACGGCGACGUCACUAGCACGAAGGAUAAAAGCGAACCCGAAUUUCGGGUGAUGAUCAAAAGGACCUGGGGGUGCGGGAAGGUGAGCAGCACCAGCGAGACCCCCGGCGCUCAGAUGGACAGUGCCGGCACCGUUAGCGUCUUUAAACGGCUGGGGAAGAAACCAGAUUGAUCCCGUGGCGCUUCUUCCCGCAGCGGGUGGGUCCUCCGAUGGUUUUCCACUUGUCCCGUCCCCUCCCGACGGUCGCCCGCUGCCUCCCAUCCCAUUUCUUCGCCCUCAAGAACCGGCGGAGUCUCACCCUGCCUUCCUCCUAACCAAUCCCACGGGAAAACAAGACUAAUCCCACGGGGAAGGGCUUAAUCCCGCAGGGAGACGCCAAACCCAACGGAAAAACAGCGGAGGGAAGAGGGGAAAAGCCCUUCCCGACGGAUUUCCUGCCUGCCGGGCAUCCCUGCCUGCCCCUGCCCGCAAAGCCGGCAGGCGUGAGGCCACAUCGUGGCUUCUCCAUCUCCUGGCAGCACCAAAACCUCUUUUUCCCCGCCCCAGUUUUUCCCUCCUUGGCAGGUUCUUUCCUGUAUUUAGGAAUCGGACCUGGAGAACUCCACACACAGGGGGUUUUCCCUAUUUUUUUUCUGUUUUUUUUCCUCCUCUGCAGGUUUUUUUUUUCCCGAAUUUAGGAAUUUGCACCAAAAUGACUCUGUAAGUAAUCAUUACGGAGUGGCGGCUUGCUGCAGGGAUUCCUAAUUUUUAAGGAUUUCCGAGUAGCCUCCAAAAAAAAAAAAAACACCAAACCCCAAAAGCUUUGAAAAAACUCCUCGGGGGCUCAAAAAAUCCCCAAAUUGCCUUAAUUUAAGUGACACCUUCAAUGCGCUGCUCACGGUUUUAGGCUCGAGCUCAUCCCACGUGGAACCUAAAAUAGCUGCCGUGGGGUUUUACUGAAAUUAUUUAUUUCCCCCCAAAUUUGUCUCCCCCCAAAUUUAUUUCUGAUGACGUCACCCAGGGCGUCUUCACCCCGCGCCUGUCCGGCGUUGCUGCAAACCCUGAAUAGACAUUUUUUCUCCCCAAAAUAAAGGUAACGGGGGUGGAGACAGCUGUGUGGUGAGUCAGGGCCAUAACAGUGAGUCUUUUUAAUAAGAAAAACCACUAAUUUCUUUAUUUUAACCUUUUUUGGGAGGUUUUCUUUGCGCUUCGGGCGUUGUUUGGUGUGUGAAAAUGAGUGGGUUUUACCAAUUUUUGGCUUUCUGUGUUACCCGCCAGCCUGCGGGGGAGCUUUUUGCAAUAAAGCGUGGAAGCGGCU